AUGGAACAAAAAAAUAAGUUGCUUUUUUUUAAUAUAAUUGCUGUCUUUAUUUUUUUAAGUUGGGUAUACUAUUUUAACAAUGAUAACACAUUUAACAUAUCUUUGAAUGAAAACUGCAAACAUCGUAAAAAAUUAGGUACAAAAAUUUAUAGAUUACUUGCAAAAUAUAAACGGAAUAAGGAUUCAAGUGUUGUAUUUGUGAAAGUUAAGGUUCCAAUUAAUGAAGAAUAUGCAGAAAAAGAUGUAUUUAACAAGGAUGAAGUAUCAAGAAGAAAAAAUAAUCAGUUAGGUAAACAUAUAUCCAAUAAUAUCGGAGACUAUGAACUAUCUAAGAGAAAAAAUUCUUCUGUAUGCACAAGAAGAGAUUCACAUUUUGGAAAAAAAAUAUAUGACCAUAUAUAUUAUAAAAAUCAUGUUAAGUUUGCUACGAAUAAUGAUUUUAAGUUUUUAAAAAGUAGUAAAAAAAGAAAAAUAAAUAUGUUACUUGCUUUAUUUAUCAUAUAUCUACCCAUUGUAAUACUAAAUAUUGCUAUAUUUGAUUUUAGUAGUUGGUCAGUUAGAACAAUAUUUUCAGAGGGUUGGAAGAUAGCAAUAAUUAUAUUAAUAUAUAUAUUGCCUUUAGUGUUUAUGUCAUUGGCUAUUUUUAUCUGUAGGAAGGUUGAAAAAUAUGAUAAAAUGUUAUAUAUAAAAAGUAAAAUGUAUAAUAGGAAAUAUCGUCCUUUAACUAAUAUAAGUUUUUAA
This is a messenger RNA of Plasmodium malariae, 741 nucleotides long. Its product is annotated as Plasmodium exported protein, unknown function. Bases 1 to 741 code for a protein of 246 amino acids. The record is from RefSeq and is a predicted model, not a curated record. NCBI's taxonomy places the organism in Eukaryota, Apicomplexa, Aconoidasida, Haemosporida, Plasmodiidae. The transcript has 2 exons.